Molecule: messenger RNA, 2551 nt
Organism: Danio aesculapii
Lineage: Eukaryota; Metazoa; Chordata; Actinopteri; Cypriniformes; Danionidae
Gene: krit1
Product: KRIT1 ankyrin repeat containing
Exons: 17
Coding region: 115-2337 (740 amino acids)
Biological process (GO): regulation of establishment of cell polarity; cell redox homeostasis; negative regulation of angiogenesis
Cellular component (GO): cytoskeleton; plasma membrane
Molecular function (GO): protein binding
Source: RefSeq, a predicted model, not a curated record
GCUCAUUUCCUUUAGCAGCCGGAAGAGUGCAUUUGUUGUUAGAAAUAUGACAGAAAAAUAGAGGCAUGGUGUUUAAAGAAUUAAUGACAGCUGGAUCUAAAGAGGAGCUGCGUGAUGGGAAACCAAGAGCUAGAGGAGGUGUUUGUGGCUGUUAUUCGACCAAAAAACACAACCAGCCUCAACUCCAAAGAGUACCGUGCUAAAUCCUACGAGAUUUUACUGAUUGAAGUUCCCCUGGAGGGAAAAGAGAAAAAGCGGAAGAAAGUGUUGCUUGGGACUAAAAUUCAGGCCGACAGUGACCGCACAAAGUCAAUUCUGGAGUAUGUGGAUGAAACUACCAAGCCCAUAUCCAAUAACCAGGGCAUAAUAGGGAAGCGUGUUGUGCAUAUGCGGAAGUUCCUGUUAGAUGGAGACAGUGGAGGAAGAGAGGCCUCGUUAUUUAUUGUGCCAAUCAAUGUCAAAGACAACAGCAAGUCUGUGUAUCACCCUGGGAGCCCCAGCUUCUACUGUCUUCAGGACAUCAUGCGUGUGUGUAGUGAAACCAGUGCUCAUUUCUCCUCCAGCACCUCAAAGAUGCUGCUCGCUCUCGACAAGUGGUUAGCGGAGCAGCACACUGUACCUCAUGCUAUCCCUGCCCUGUUCCGGCCGGCUCCGGUGGACCGUGUAAAGACUAACGUGAGUAACCCAGCAUACGCAGUGGAGAAGCAGACAGACGGGACGCUGCACAUGGGCUACACGGCUCUAGAGAUCAAGAGCAAGCUGAUGUCUCUGGAGAAAGCAGAUCUGUGCAUCCAGAACCCGCUGUAUGGCUCAGAUCUGCAGUACACCAACAGAGUGGACAAAGUCAUCAUCAACCCUUACUUUGGCUUGGGAGCUCCAGAUUACUCCAAAAUCCAGAUUCCAAAGAGAGACAAAUGGCAGCACAGUAUGACCAGCGUCACUGAAGACAAAGAGCGCCAGUGGGUGGAUGAUUUCCCUCUGCACCGCAGCGCCUGUGAAGGAGACACUGAGCUUCUGUCCAAACUGCUGGACAGCGGAUUCUCAGUCAAACAGCUGGACAGCGACCACUGGGCACCCAUUCAUUAUGCAUGCUGGCAUGGAAAGGUGGAGGCCACCAAGCUGCUGCUGGAGAAAGGCAACUGUAACCCCAAUCUGCUGAACGGCCAGCUGAGCUCUCCUUUACACUUCGCAGCCAUCGGCGGUCAUGCAGAGAUCGUGCAGCUCCUCCUGCAGCACCCGGAGAUUGACAGGCACAUCGAGGACCAGCAGAAACGAUCGCCGCUUCAAGUAUGUGAAGAAAACAAGCAGAACAACUGGGAGGAAACCGUGAAUCUCCUUCAGCAAGCCAGCAAUAAACCAUACGAAAAGGUGAGAAUUUAUCGCAUGGAUGGAUCGUACCGCUCUGUGGAGCUGAAGCAUGGGAACAACACCACCGUGCAGCAGAUCAUGGAGGGCAUGAGAUUAUCACAGGAGACACAGCAGUAUUUUACCAUCUGGAUCUGCUCCGAAAACCUCAGUCUGCAGCUGAAGCCGUACCACAAGCCCUUGCAGCACUUACGGAUGUGGAGCGAGAUCGUGACAGAUCUCACCGCUCUGGAUCCACAGAGGGAAAGUCCACAGCUCUUCCUGCGCAGAGACGUUCGGCUGCCUUUAGAGAUCGAGAAAAAGGUUGAAGAUCCGCUGUCCAUCCUCAUCUUAUUUGAUGAAGCUCGUCACUGCCUCCUCAAAGGUUUCCUCUCGGCAUCAGAUAACAAGCUAAUCACACUCGCAAGCCUCCUUCUCCAGAUAAUCUACGGAAACUACGACAGCAAGAAGCACAAACAGGGCUUUCUAAAUGAGGAAAACCUGAAAUCCAUAGUGCCCAUUUCAAAGGUCAAGAGCAAAGCACAUCACUGGACUAACAGGAUACUUCAUGAGUACAAGAGUCUGAGCACUAGUGAGGGCGUGAGUAAAGAAAUGCAUCACCUCCAGAGGCUCUUCCUGCAGAACUGCUGGGAUAUUCCCACCUACGGGGCGGCGUUUUUCACGGGACAGGUCUUCACUAAGGCCAGCUCCAGCACACACAAGGUGAUCCGCGUGUAUGUGGGCGUCAACACCAAAGGCCUGCAUCUGAUGAACAUGGAGACAAAGGUGCUUCACCUCAGUCUGGAGUAUGGGACGUUUAUGUGGCAGCUGGGUCAGGCUGAUCAAUACGUGCAAAUCCACAGUCUGGAGAACAAGAAGAACUUUGUCGUUCACACCAAACAGGCUGGUCUUAUUGUGAAGCUGCUGAUGAAGUUGAGUGGACAAAUCACACCAAACGACCGAGCUGCGUCUGAUAAAUAUGCGUAUGGGUAACCACAUAACACACAGGCUUUUUUCAUUUUAGUUUUUGUUUUUUACACUGUCAUAAAAACUACAUGACUAGAUGCUGUUUUUACCAAAAGAUGACAGUUUUACAUAUUAUAAAUGUUAACCCAAUUUACCAUGUAAUAUUUUCUUACUGUAUAUGAUAUUAUAUGCAUUUUAUUAUGUCAUGAUAGCCUUGACUUUUAACCAUGUUUGUAAAUAU